AUGACCGGAACCUGCCAACUCAAUCAUCCCGAGUACGACACACUGGCCUGCUGCACAUAUGAACAAUCCGUCGUGCUCAAGAACAACAUGGCCAUUGGCGCAACGAUCUUUGGUCGCUGUCCAGCAUGUCUCUACAACAUCUGGGACCUGUGGUGCGCGUCCUCGUGCAGCCCCUACCAGUCCACAUUCAUGGUGCCGCGCAACAUCUCGCACCCCAACUCCACCGAGCCCAAGAUCGAAUCGGUCUACUUCUACCUCGAUCCCGUCUACGCACAAGGUCUCUACAACAGUUGUCGCGACGUCGACUCCAAUGGGGCUGGUCCAAUCGGCCAGUUCUACACAGACUAUGUCGCCUUCUUCAAUGGAAUCUUUGGUGCCAAUCCAGCCUUCAAGAUAUACUUCAUGUUCGACGCUGACAUUGGCUACACCAACACCAUCGAACCUUGUGCUGCCUCCUGUUCAUGUGACAGCUGUCGUGACAGCUGUGUCGAGAACAACUUCAAUGGACUCAAGUUCAACUACACCUUACCAUCGACCGAGUUGUUUAACAUGGAGAUACCUUUCCUCUCAAUUUGGUUCAUCUACUCUUACGUUGCAUUCAUUAUGACUGUAUGCUUCGUCCUUUCGAUCUACACUUUGGUCGGCUACUUCAAGCUCACUCAGAGAAUGCUUUGGAUGAAUCUAGUGUAUGUGAUGAUUGUUUUGUACAUCUCUGCUCUGAUCUUCCCCUUCGCCGCCGGCGUCGAUCCCGAGUCCAGCAGCAAGUGCACAUACAAGAUGCCCUAUGGACACAAUUGGAAUUGUGUUCUGGCUAUAUUCGUCGCGAUCUACACUCCUCUGAUCUGCAUUCUCUUUGCUGUGAUGGCCUUGGUUCUAUACUUUGGCCGCGACCGCCUCGCCCCACCCCAACAAUACAUGGAGGAGGAGAUGCCCAUCCGUGCCGGCUCCAUCCAAUACAAUGACAGCGAUCACUACAACAACAUGUCCGAUGACAUUGGCAUCACCGACCCCUCGUUGGUCCAGCGAGCAUUCUUUGUCUAUGGCAAGUUCAUCACUCGUUUCCCCAAGUUGGUUAUCUUGGUCUGCAUCCUCUUUGCCGCCAUCUGUGCUGUUGGCAUCCUCCGUUUGGACAUUGAGCAGGAUCCAGUCAAGCUAUGGGCCUCACCAGACAGCCGUGCAGUCAAGGAGAAGGCCUACUUUGAUAGCAACUUUGGACCAUUCUAUCGUACCGAACAACUGAUCAUCACUCUUCGCAAUGAUUCCUAUGGUCAGGUGAUGAGCCAGGAUUCACUGGUGGCACUGAUCAACCUGGAGUUGGAUCUCAUGAGCCUAACCACAACAUACAAUGGCCAGCCUCUCGCACUCUCCGACCUUUGUUUCCAGCCCACUCACAAGGGCUGUCUCGUCGAGUCCGUCACCAGCUUAUGGCAAAGAAACAUCGCAAAGUUGGAAAGCCAGGACGUUUAUGAUUACUACCAAUACUGUCUGGGCAAUCUGUUUGGCCCCGACUGUAUGGACCUCAUUGGCACGCCAGUCAACCCAUCCGUCGUGCUCGGUGGCUGGAGCAACCACAGCUCAUUCAACGCCACGGCCUUUGUCACCACAUUCCUUCUCAACAACAAACCCGCCAACCUAUCAGCCAACGAGGCGUGGGAGGCUGUCUGGCUCAACACUGUCAAGAGCUACAACGAUAACGACACGUAUCCAUUCCGCAUCGCCUACUCGUCUGAGCGCUCUGUCCAGGACGAGCUUGCCCGCGAGGGUGAGGCCGACAUCCCAACCAUCUUGAUCUCCUACUCGGUGAUGUUCCUCUACGUCUCUCUCGCUCUUGGAAAGUACUACCCGCUUCCCAGCAGAUGGCUAUCACUUGUUGUCAACUCUCGCUUCACUCUUGGUCUGUGUGGCAUCAUCAUUGUCGCCCUCUCCAUCCUCAUCUCUGUGGGCAUCUGCAGCAUACUUGGUAUCAAGGCCACGAUGAUCAUCUCUGAGGUGAUACCAUUCCUUGUGCUGGCCAUUGGUGUGGACAACAUCUUCAUUCUCGUCAACACAUUUGAGUCUCUACACGUCUCCAAGUACGAUUCACAAGCCAGGAUAAUUGUUCGCCCUUCACCAGAGCAGACACUUGCCCGCGCCCUCGCCAAGGUCGGUCCAUCAAUGGCCCUGGCCUCCCUCUCAGAGUCAUUGGCAUUCUUGUUGGGCACGCUCACAAAGAUGCCCGCCGUCGUCGCAUUCUCCUUCUACGCCUCGGUCGCAAUCUUCUUUGAUUUCCUCCUGCAGAUCAGUGCCUUUGCCGUUCUCCUGGUUAUUGACACUAAGCGCAGCGAGUCAAGACGCAUAGAUUGCCUCCCAUGCAUCCCGUUGGACGAUGGCGAGAACUCUGACGACGAUGAGCCCGAGAAACAGCCACUCAUCGACGGCCAACCCGACGUCUUUAGCGAUGUCACAUACAAGAAGAAGGACGGAUUGCUCAAGUUCCUCUUUAAGGAGUACUAUGCACCAUUCCUCGUACACCCCGUCGUAAAGGUAGUGGUCAUCUUCUUCUUUGUAGGUCUGACACUGUUCAGCAUCUCCAACACAUUCAAACUCGAACUUGGUCUCGACCAGAGCGUGGCAUUGCCCAAAGACAGCUACCUUCAGGACUACUUUGCGGAGCUGGCCGAGCGUCUCGAGGUGGGCCCACCAUUCUACAUCGUGAUCCAGGGCAACUAUGACUACAGCAACAUCACCGACCAGAACUACCUCUGUGCCGAGGGUGGCUGCAACUCCAACUCAAUCAUCAACACGUUCAAUCAGGCACCCUACGUCUUCUCUGGCAUUGCCUCAUGGCUGGACGACUACAUCUCAUGGUCACAGAACCCUAGUUGCUGCCAGAUGUACCCGGACGGAAGCUACUGCACUGACCCCACCAACAUCACAUGUGUAUCAUGCUCCAAUGGACAAACAGGUCGCCCCAACCCAGAAACCUUUGUCAGUUUCCUUCCAAUCUUCUUGAACUUUGUCAACACUGCACAAUGUCCAGUUGCCGGUCUUGCCUACCAAAGUGACACCAACCUCCAAUCAGGCCAGAUUGUCGCCUCCCGCUUCGACGGCUAUCACACCACUCUAAGGACCCAGACAGACUUUAUCAAUGCCCUCAAGUCAGCAUACUGGGUAGCGGAUCACUCUGACCUCAAUGUGUUUGUUUACUCAGUGUUCUAUGUCUACUUUGAGCAAUACCUUAACAUUGUGUCGAUCGCUAUCAUGGACAUUCUGUUGGCACUUGGAGGUGUAUUGGUCGUUUGCCUACUCUUGUUGGCAAAUCCAAUCGUAUCAUUGAUUGUGGUACUCUGUGUAGGUCUGGUAUCAAUCGACCUGCUUGGUAUAAUGGCACUGUGGAAUGUCAACCUUAAUGCCGUGUCCGUUGUCAAUGUCGUCAUGGCCAUUGGUAUCUCGAUCGAGUUCUGUGUACACAUUGCUCACACCUUUAUCCGUGCGCCCAAACUUCUAUCACGCGAUGAAAAGGCCAAGUUUGCCAUCUCCGAAGUUGGUGCAUCCAUUGUCAGUGGUAUCUUCAUUACCAAGUUGCUUGGAGUUGUCGUUCUUGGAUUCUCAAACUCCGAGAUAUUCCAGGUGUACUACUUCCGCAUGUACAUCUCUAUUGUUAUUCUUGGUGGACUACAUGGAUUGGUACUUCUACCAGUAUUACUCAGUCUUUUUGGUACAGACAUGUUGAGCUUCUCCUCAUGCUUCAAGUCCAAGAAACAACCACAAAUUGAUCCAAUACCAAUUAUUUAA
Messenger RNA from Acytostelium subglobosum LB1, 3774 nucleotides. RefSeq lists its product as hypothetical. The record is from RefSeq and is a predicted model, not a curated record. Gene Ontology annotation, cellular component: membrane. Bases 1 to 3774 code for a protein of 1257 amino acids. Gene Ontology annotation, molecular function: lipid carrier activity. The transcript has 4 exons. Lineage: Eukaryota; Evosea; Eumycetozoa; Acytosteliales; Acytosteliaceae.